Histoplasma mississippiense is the source of this 582-nucleotide messenger RNA. RefSeq lists its product with no specific name. The transcript is spliced from 2 exons. Bases 1 to 582 code for a protein of 193 amino acids. The record is from RefSeq and is a predicted model, not a curated record. Lineage: Eukaryota; Fungi; Ascomycota; Eurotiomycetes; Onygenales; Ajellomycetaceae.
AUGGGUGUUGUUGGUGUUAAAAAUGCCAGGAGCAAGUGUCUAAGGCAUUAUAUCAACCUGGAAAGGGACGAAGGAAAUAUUCCAAUUCCGAAGCAUCGCCUGGACCAACUAAAGAGAAAGGGAGGAGGGGCGCCGCAUAUGGCAGUGGGAAUGGUGACGGUGACUACUUCUGUCCCACCCCCUUUUCCCGCAUCUUCGAGCCUUGACAAAGAGUGUUGGUUAAUUAACCUGAUCCACAUGGCCAUAGAAAACGAACAUUACUCUCGAAAACACCAACCACCCCCAGAGAGUUCCGAACGGGAUUCCUUCUCAGAAGAGUUCGAGCACCGGAUUCCAUCCAACAAGGCUCAUCCUACGCUCAGUGACGAAUAUCAGCACAGCGGCGCCGAUUCGCAGCACCCCAAGCGUCCGGAACUAAGUCCUGAGGAACGAAAAAUACAGGAUAAGGUCGAGGAGGAUGUGAAAAAGCAUAAUGAGGAGAUGAAAAAGAGAUAUGAUAGGACAUAUGUUCAACUUGGUAAUCACGGCGAGUUUAGAGCAUUGGAGGAAGAGGUUGAGGAGUUUAGGAAUCGGGUGAACUAA